UCCGUUAACUUCAACUCAUCCCACCUUUUUUCUUCUUUCAUUGUACAAUUGUGAACAACCAACUUCCUUUAGUACUGACCAAACUCCAACUUUGGGUUGCGUUCACCACCUCAAAGCCUCCAAUGCUCCCACAUUAGUUAUCCUCACCGCUCGCCCCGUGAAGGUCACAGCACACUCAUCCUCCCUUUCCAACCUCUUCCAAGCAAAGCACCUUUUGGGGGGGGUGCCGGCUUACUUCCCUUAACUUUUGGAAAACAAAUAUCCGACACAACUGCCAACUAGCCUACUCACCAAGCCCAACAGUUGGUCUGACUGAAGUAUCUAAACAAAAUGGUCAAGAACGCCCCUGUUCCUGAUGCCUGGGAGGACGAUGAUUGGGAGUCAGCAGCCGACAAGCUGGAUGGCGGGGCACCAUUGCAGCCUGAGCCUGAGCCGCAGGCACCGAUGAGCAAAGCAGAGCGCCUUGCCCAGCACGCCGAGUCGAAUCGCAAGCUCUGGGAAUCAGCCGAUUCCCCCACGCCUCUAACCUUCCUCGAAGCCCAACCCUCGGUGCCCCUCGCCACGGGCUUUAAGCCUCAGGUCAAGGUUCUCAGCCGUAAGCCUGCGCCCCGGACCAUCGCUCGCCGCGACCCCGUCACCGGCCUGCUCUCUCACCUUUCACUCGCCGACGACGACGCCGACGACCAGCGCGCCGACGCGAAGCCCCAGCUCACCCCCGAGGAGAUCCGUGCUAAGCAGCAGCGCGAACUCGAGGAGAAGCAGCGGCGCUAUGAGGAGGCACGUGCCAAGAUCUUUGGCGAGUCGAACCCCUCGUCUGGUGCGUCAAGCCCCGGGACGACGACCCCUCCCAGAGGUGGCGAGAACGAGAGAGGAGGAGGGGGGCGCGGCCGCGGUAGGGGACGCGGUCGUGGCGGCGGACACCGAGGAAACCACUCGAGUCGACAAGAGGACUAUAGACGGCCCGGCAGCAGUAGAUCCGACGCCGUUCGUUCCGAGAGCGGCCGCGAGCUCUACGACCCCGGCUACGCGCCCCGGGGGGGCGGCUUCGGGUUGCAGAAGCGAGGGGGCGACUCCGGUCCGCAUUCUGGCCGGUCAACGCCGAGGGACGAGGACCAACCCAAACAGGCCAUGCGAGCGCCACGCGGACCGGAUGGGAGUGGAAGAGGUUUCGGCUUCGCCAAACGAGGCACCAAUGAGGGCUGAAUUACUACUAUCCUAUCGACAUGAAAGCUACCAGCCCCCGCCAAUCUUACCCGCCAGCUGGACAACGCGUUCCGUCUCGCUCACCUUGUCCUUGCCCACGUCGCUGACCACUUCGCGAUACGUGGUGAGCGCCAGUCUACUGA
Colletotrichum destructivum is the source of this 1346-nucleotide messenger RNA. RefSeq names its product Putative SUZ domain-containing protein. NCBI's taxonomy places the organism in Eukaryota, Fungi, Ascomycota, Sordariomycetes, Glomerellales, Glomerellaceae. The transcript is spliced from 2 exons. The record is from RefSeq and is a predicted model, not a curated record. The coding region runs from base 331 to 1203 and encodes 290 amino acids.